Molecule: messenger RNA, 942 nt
Organism: Fomitiporia mediterranea MF3/22
Lineage: Eukaryota; Fungi; Basidiomycota; Agaricomycetes; Hymenochaetales; Hymenochaetaceae
Exons: 2
Source: RefSeq, a predicted model, not a curated record
CAUCGGGAUCGUUCCACCGAAAGUCCGCAAAAUUCUCGUGAAGAACUUCCGGGAGUCUCCUCCCUGCCCCCUCCCAAGCCGAAGGCUCGUAAAAAGCGUGGCCAUGGGUGGACCCGCAGAAAAAUUAGAAGGGCGACUACUCAAGGUCGUGCUGUCCGGGUAGGCGGCAAACGCCCAAUCGAGGGCGUCGAUGGCGAAGAAGACGAGGCAAGGCCAACGAAGAGGCGGCGUAUUAGUGAGGAGGCCGUUGCGGGGCUAUCCAACACACGUUCAAAGUCGUUGGACAACACGAUUGGUGCGACCAACGUCCGUCAGCUGCGAUCGCGCAGCAUCGUCUUUCCCGCAGGUCCCGCAAACUCGGGAAGCGACGAGGGAAACACGACGACGAGGUCGCCAUCUCCAGAUCAUGCAUCAGAACGACCGACUUUAGAAGAUCCACUAGAAAAUGAGGUAGACUUCACUCUCAUAAAAACAGAGGAUGAAGAGGAGGAUUUCUUCUGGGAUACUCCUCCGCCUCGGGAUUGGAGUCUGCUGAUGCCAGAAUACGAACUGGCAACCGAGGACACGUUCAAGUUCGAUGGUAACCGGAGCACGCCGGAUCUAUUGACUCAAGAUAACGAAUACCAUGGGGAAAAAACCAAGUCGGCCGGUUCGACACCGAUUUCGACGCCACGUGCGCAGUCGGAAGACGUCCAAUCGUUUGAUAGAUCCCUUGUGAUUGUUCUUCCGGGAACGAUGGAGGAAGCGGAUCCAACGGACGAGUUGAUGGACGUUCGGGAUGAGGGUGAGGACGAGGACGAAGGCGAGGAUGAUGUUUCGGUUCCUUCCAUCCCUGUUGACAGAAGAUCAAGGGCUCCCAGCCCUCCAUCUCUUCCUCCAUCACACUCCGUAUCACGAUUGUCAACUCCCCAGCGUGAUGAGGAGACAGACAGCGCUAGAUAG